This is a messenger RNA of Haliotis rufescens (red abalone), 2124 nucleotides long. Its product is annotated as galactose-3-O-sulfotransferase 2-like. Gene Ontology annotation, cellular component: membrane. Gene Ontology annotation, molecular function: galactosylceramide sulfotransferase activity. The transcript is spliced from 3 exons. Gene Ontology annotation, biological process: glycolipid biosynthetic process. NCBI's taxonomy places the organism in Eukaryota, Metazoa, Mollusca, Gastropoda, Lepetellida, Haliotidae. The record is from RefSeq and is a predicted model, not a curated record. The coding region runs from base 721 to 2091 and encodes 456 amino acids.
CUUGUCUCAGUGACGGCGAGGACUGAGAAUUUCGGAUGUGAAUCAUAUUCGUAGAUAUUGUUACCAGUUUGAUCAUAUAUUGCUAACUUCUGCAAAUUAUAGGCAGCAGGGAUCAAAUCUCUCAACUGAAGCUGUGAUCAUAAGUGUUUUCAUUUCAGCAAUUCAUUAAGGCUAUGAACCAAAUUUGCAAAGCGACUCUGAAAUGGACAAAAAUGUCAAACGACCAUUAAGACCAUAAACUAUGUAACAACAUUUAUUUGUUACAUUUGCUUCACAUGAUCAGGGCGGUAAAGGAACACGUUGUUUACUUGACAUCUACCUGGAUGGUUUAGCCGGGUCGAGUUCUCGGCCUUAAUUACAUCAGUUCGCGAGCGUCUAGCACCUGGGUGUCGCCAACUAACGCGGACAUGCCACUUAUAAGGGUAAAUCUACAUCUUGCCAUGCAGCUAAACAUAGAACUGUUUUUCAUUUCAACACACACCUGUCUGAAUGUCAAUGUUGCCACGUGCCGUCUGAGCCAGGUGUAGAGUGUUUUUGGUUUCAACGCGGGUUGAUGGUUCGCAGCGCCACUUAGUGGUGUCAUCACCAUCAACCACCCCAGAACGAGGCUGACACUAACCAAUAGGCAUGUCGACAUGGGGUGAUUGAUGUGAUUGCUGUAGUGCAGUACAGUAUACUCUCUGUGGAUGACAGGUUUCAAACUGAUUUUGCAACCAAACUAUGUUUUGGACGCUGCCGAGAGUCUCGGCGUUGAGAGUGGUGACAAUGAAACGAUUCCAACGUUGCAAGGCUGUGUCUUUCUUGGCUAUCUUCAUCUGCGGCAUCAUCGCCAUCAACAUGUACACUGACAGUGUCGGGUACCAGUUUGCCAGACCAAGCUGGCUAUUGGCCGGAAACACGACCGCAUGGCAGCAUGUCGUUCCAAAUACAAACGUACGGCAUGUCGUAUUUCUUAAAGUACACAAGGCAGCAAGCACGACUUUGAUGAAUAUUUUUGUCAGAUAUGGAUUAAAAAUGAAUCUGACGAUGAUGAUUCCAUCACGGAAGAAUAUUCUGAACGAACAUGGUCACUUUAAUGGUAGAAAUGUCCUACCUCCUAUGCGAAACAGAACUUACGACAUGAUGUUUAAUCACGUCAUAUUUAACAAGACAUUCCUGAAACCACUCUUUCCUCCCGACACUAAAUAUAUCGCCAUAUUGCGAGAACCCUUUGACCAAACUGUGUCGGCAUUCAUGUACUAUAAAUAUGUGUACCCAAUGCCCUAUCUAUGGACAAUCAAUGGCGAGAAUCCAGUUACAGAAUACUUAAAGGACCCCCGGAAGUACGAACCCCCAAAUGCAUCAACAUCUUUCACAAAUAACCGGAUGUCGGUCGAUCUCGGUUUCCCCAAUGUAUGGUCUCGCAAUCUCUCACAGGCGCGGGAUUUCAUCAGAGACUUAGAAAACACAUUCCACUUGAUACUUAUUGCUGAGUAUUUUGAUGAAUCCAUUGUCCUCAUGAAACGAUUACUGAAAUGGGAAUUUCAGGAUAUCUUGUACAUAUCAAGUAAUUCUUUGAAGAAAGGACAUGAUCUCAAAUUCACACCCAAAGAUCGUGAAAGACAUAGGCGGUGGGCGUGGCUUGAUCACAUGCUAUAUGAUCACUUUUACCAGCUUUUCUGGGACAAAAUUCACGCUGAAGGCAAAAGCUUCUUCAGAGAGGUUCAGACGUAUAAGGAGAUUCGCCAUAUGUGGCAGACAUUUUGUUCACAGAACCUAAACCACACGGACACCUUGAAACUUGAGGCCACGCAGUGGAGUUCAGCCUUUGAGGUCUCGUCACGUGACUGUAACCUUGCAACGACCGAUGAAAUUCCUCUUAUGGAAAAAGUGAGAUUAAAUUACUACAGGAAGUCGAAAGAACGGGUCAUGUCUUUACCAGAUAGGUUGUUUGGUGUCAGCCGUGUAAGUAAAAGUAAAUACCACAAAACACCGAGAUCUCACCAUUUAAUAGAGACAAAAAGCGGUCGUUGGAUUAAAGUGAGCAGUUCCUCCAUGAACAAGGCCUCAGUCAAACAGAACAGUCAUCAAGACAAAAGGGCGACAACGUGAUGUAAUUUAAUGGAAAUAAACAUAUUCUUUUAA